Messenger RNA from Cladophialophora psammophila CBS 110553, 519 nucleotides. RefSeq lists its product as uncharacterized. The coding region runs from base 1 to 519 and encodes 172 amino acids. Lineage: Eukaryota; Fungi; Ascomycota; Eurotiomycetes; Chaetothyriales; Herpotrichiellaceae. The transcript has 3 exons. The record is from RefSeq and is a predicted model, not a curated record.
AUGGACACCGUGAUUGCAAGCUUCAAUUCCGGCCAGGGCCUGGGGAGCCUGAUUCAAUAUGCCUGUAUCGGCGCAAAUGUCAUGUUCCUUUCUAGUGCUCUCAUCACUUCCUUCACGUCCUUUCUGAUCGGCCCUUUUUACCACUUCGAUUCGCAGCCCAUUUGGAUGUUUACGAGCUUUUGUUCCUUUGCAGUGGCUUGCUUCAACAUCACUAUUGUUGGAACCAUCUCCUCUAGGUUUCGCACCAUUGCAGACAGCGUCCCUGAACCGGGCUAUGAAGACAAGCAAGCUCUCAACCUGAAAACUGCAUUCUAUCUCAGCACAAUCCUGGGCGGCAUAUUUGCUAGCGCUACAGCGUUCCUGGCCUUCCUUUGGGGUCGAGCGGCAUUUGAGAGUAUACCUUUUAUUGUGCCAUGCAUUUUUGGUGUCCUUGCCGUACUAAUUGAUGUGGCCGCGAUCUAUGACAACUUCAAGCGAUUCAGAGAGGAAACCCGGCAGUUGUUGAGCUGGGACGAUUGA